Molecule: messenger RNA, 9158 nt
Organism: Osmerus eperlanus (European smelt)
Lineage: Eukaryota; Metazoa; Chordata; Actinopteri; Osmeriformes; Osmeridae
Product: rho GTPase-activating protein 23-like
Exons: 25
Coding region: 717-6245 (1842 amino acids)
Biological process (GO): signal transduction
Molecular function (GO): protein binding
Source: RefSeq, a predicted model, not a curated record
AGGGAGGGCAGGAAAGGGAGCAAGAGAGAGAGAGAGAGAGGGAGGAGAGACGGAGGAUCCAGCCCUCUAACUGUGACGGUGGUUCGUGUUUGGGGGGGUUGACAGAGCGGCUUUGUGAGCGGAACAUCGCUGGACGCUGCCACUGACAGUUGUUCUGUCCGUCAGUCUGCCAGGCGGGCACUGUGUCUGUCUGUCGGUCUGUAGUGAAAUUAGCCUACCUCUGUUCCUCUGGCUGAACCACACACACACACACACACACUGUGCCAUCUGCUACCCAGGCCUUUCUGCUCCUUCCUCUGCUCCUGGAAGGAGCCCCUCUGAGUGUGUGUGUGGCAGCGCGCGUGUGUGUGCCUUGGAGAUCCGAUUCCUUGCGCGUCCUUGGAGGGCAGGCUGCUUUUCUUUCCUGCGAGGUGGAACUUUUGUGGGAUUAAAAUCACGGAGACCUCCUGGCCGCGGGCCAGAGUGUGGACGGAGACGAGCACAGCGGCUGGAAGGAGGCUGGUGCGAUAGAGAGCUGUGGUCACCCAAGGAGGGGUCUCGGAGCUCAGUGGGACUAAGGAGGGGUGACAGUAGAUGAGCUGCAAGGACACCUGCAUCAUUCCUAGGAGCCUCGUCUUGGUUCCCCGGCAGCCCUCGUCCCCGGUCGCCGGCUCUCCACCUCAUGUACGUGUUCGUGGGCAGGGGCUUGUCCAGUGUUGGGUGAACUCCGUGCCCCGAUGCCCGCAGCCAUGCUCCCGCACCCUGCGCCAGCGCGGUCAGAGUGGUGCUUCCAGAACGCGGUCGGGGUGGACUGCAGCUCCCCCGAGCCCCGCUGUAUCUGGCUGGCCGUGCUCCGCGGAGCCCAGGCCCCCGUGCCCUCGCCCUCACCCCCCGCCAUGCCAGCCCGCCGCGGGCCCGCUCAUCUCAGCAGGGGCCAGCAGCGCUUCGUCCAGCCCAGGGCUAAGGGGCGGAGAGAUGGGCUCUCCUCGGCCAGUGACAACCCUCGACCGGCGCUGGUGGCCGGGCCGGGCGGGGAGGGCGUCAGCGUGGGGUGGCAUGGGCCUCGGACGCUGCUCCUCCACAAGAACUCCCAGGGCUUCGGCUUCACGCUGCGCCACUUCAUCGUCUACCCGCCAGAGUCCGCCCUGCACACCAGCCUCAAGGAUGAGGAGAAUGGGAAUGGAAAAGGCUAUCCAAGAAGUCACCUGGAGCCGAUGGACACCAUAUUUGUCAAGAAUGUGAGAGAGAGAGGUCCUGCUCACCAAGCUGGCUUGUGCACGGGGGAUCGGCUGGUAAAGGUGAAUGGAGAGAGUGUUCUGGGAAAGACGUACUCCCAGGUUAUCGCCCUCAUCCAGAACAGUGACAGUGUGUUGGAGCUUUCAAUAAUGCCAAAAGAUGAAGACGUGUUACAGCUGGUAAGUGCAUACUCCCAGGAUGCCUACCUGAGGGGCAACAAUCCUUACACAGGGGGGGCUCAGAAUCUUCCGGUUCCGCCACCCCUCUGCUACCCACGCGGCAAGUCCCAGCCUCCCUCCGGGGGGGCGGCCCCCAUGGGUCAGAACCAGCUGGAUAACUGGAGCCGCUGGGCGGGUUCGUCCAGCCCCUCGUCCCCCCUGGACAACCGCUCUGCCGUGGGCAGCCCGGCCAGCUGGCAGGAAGGACGGGCCGGGGAGCCAGGGGGCGUGGGCCACAGCAGUCCCGCCCACCGCACCGAGGAGAUCCAGUACGGUAUGACCGGGCAGCAGCCGAUGGGACAGACCAGAGGUCGCUCGUACUCCUCGUCCUCGUCCUCCGGAGGCCCCCUCUCCAGCCCGCUGCACGUCCACUACGCCAACCACAACACUGCCGCCACUGCCACCUCGUCGCAGGGCCCGCCUCGCAUGUCCAGUCAGGUCUGGGCCAGCCCGCCACAGCCCGGCCACAGCCGCGGCGAGCGCUGCCAACAGGCCCUGUCGGACUGGUACUACAGCCAGGUUCCGGAGCUGCCUGUCCGCAGCAUGCCUCCGCGCCACCGCAGCUACUCUCAGGACCGUCUGGGGGAAACGGGCGGCGGGCGACACCCCCAGCGGCCGGGCGGCUGGCCCCACAGCGCCUCCCAGGACACGCUGCUGCUCCUGCAGCAGGCCGGCCCCCACGGGGACCCUUACUGGACCUAUGGGGAGUGGGAGGGGGCUCCCCCCCAAGGGCAUCCCGCCUACGGACGGGCCCGCUCGGAGAACCUGCUGGCCCAAUACGACCGCUACGGACGAUCGCUGGAAAGGCUGGACAGGGAGGCGUCUGGGCUGGUGUCUCCCCGCUACGAGAGGCCUGCCUGGCUACCGCAGGCCCCACAGCCCCCCCCCAGGACUGAGGCCUACCAGAGGCAGGGGAACCAAUACGGGGUCACACAGGCCCCCUCAGCAAGCCGGCAUUCACAGUCUCACCACAAACACCCCCACCCCCACACACAGCCCCACCCCCACACACAGCCCCACCCCCAGCACCAGCCCCAGCCCCAGCAGACGGCUCCACAGAGCCGACGGCUGCCCACCGGCCAGAGCAUGGACGACCAGCCCGUGGGCUACCGCAGCUACAGCCCCUCUUUCUACCGCAAGACGGGGAGAAUAAUGCAGCAGGCUCACUCCUUCAGGGACCCCUCCUACUCUGGUCCCCACCUCAACUGGGCACCGACCCCUAAAACCAGCCCCCCGGAGGGUGCCCCUGCCACGGCCCUGUUGUCCUCCACGGCGGCCCCGCUGGCCUCCACGAUCCCUGAGCCUCUGGACAGGGCCUACCGGCCCACCAACCACGAGAGGGGCGCCGUGGAGGGCCAGGCAGAGGUGGUGGCACAGAUCCAAGAGGUUGUGCUGAGGCAAAAGCCCCCCACCGGGCGGAGGAACGCCCACGCCAUGCGCCACCCUCACUACGCCCUGCCAGUGGACGCCAUGGAGCCCUCGGUGUUCCUCUCGGAACCCCUAAGCACAGCACCCGCCCCCCGCUCUGCGGGCGAGGCUGCCCCGCGGCGAACCAAUGGCAACCUGGCGCCCCUGCCUGUUGAGGAUGAUUCCCUGGCCUCCAUACCCUUCAUAGACGAGCCGACGAGCCCCAGCGCUGACCUGCGUGCCCGCCACGUGCCCGCCUCCUCCGUGGUGUCCAGCGGCAUGAGUUCAGCGCCCGCCGGCGUCACCAGCCCCGCCUCCCCCACAUUCACCUUCCCCCUCACAAGGCUCUUCUCACACGACUGCAGCAGUAUUAAAUCCAGUCGCCGUUCCUCCUAUCUUCUAGCCGUCACCACGGAACGCUCCAAGUCAUGUGACGAAGGACUGAACAGCUUCAGAGAGGAAGGACGGGUGUUCUCGAGGCUACCAAAAAGAGUGAAGAGUUUCUUCGCGGAUGGGUCUCUGGACAGCCUGGGGGCAGGGGAGGAGGCACGCUCCAAACGUCACUCCACCUCGGAGUUGGGCAGCAUCAGCUACAGUGACGUGCGGAGGGAGGGCUGGCUGCACUACAAGCAGAUCCUCACCGAGAAGGGCAAGAAGGUGGGCAGCGGCAUGCGUCCCUGGAAGAGGGUCUUCUCGGUGCUGCGCUCCCAUUCGCUGUUCCUUUACAAGGACAAGCGGGAGGCGGUCCUGCGCGGGGCCACCCUCGGCGGGGCCGAGGACGAGCAGCCAAUCAGCAUCCGGGGCUGCCUGGUGGACAUCGCAUACAGCGAGACCAAGCGCAAGCACGCCCUGCGCCUGACCACGCAGGACUUCUGCGAGUACCUGCUGCAGGCGGAGGACCGAGAGGACAUGCUGGACUGGAUCAAGGUCAUCAGGGAGAACAGCAAGACUGACAACGAGGAGCUCGGCUUCUCCAGACAGGCACUGAUCAGUAAGAAGCUGAAUGACUACAGGAAACAUAGUCCAACAGGCAGCAAACCCGACUCUUCCCCGAGGGUACCCCGCAUGAAGCCUCCCUUCCUGGCCAAGAUGGAGACGGCAGCAGGCGCGCCGCGCUCACCCAAAUCUGAGGGCAAAGAUGAGAGCAGCCCCCCUAAAUCUCCCUGGGGGAUAAACAUCAUGAAGAAGACCAAGAAGUCUGGGCCCAAGGCCUUCGGGGUGAGGUUAGAGGACUGCCAGCCAGCUGUCAAAAACAAGUUCAUCCCUAUGAUUGUGGAGAUCUGCUGUGGGUUGGUGGAGGACAUGGGUCUGGAGUACACAGGCAUCUACAGGGUCCCAGGGAACAACGCCAUGGUGUCCAGCCUGCAGGACCAGCUCAACAAGGGGCUUGACAUCAACCCUGCAGAGGAGAAAUGGCAGGACCUGAAUGUGGUCAGCAGCUUGCUCAAGUCCUUCUUCCGGAAGCUUCCAGAGCCUCUCUUCACGGACGACAAGUAUAAUGACUUCAUCGAGGCCAACCGGAUGGAAAAUACAGGAGACAGGUUGAAAACCAUGAAGAAAUUGAUACGCGACCUGCCAGACUACUACUACCACACUCUCAAGUUCUUAGUCGGCCAUCUGAAGACUGUAGCUGACAGCGCAGACAAGAACAAGAUGGAGCCUCGCAACCUGGCUCUGGUCUUUGGUCCCACGCUGGUGAGGACGUCUGAGGACAACAUGACGGACAUGGUCACGCACAUGCCUGACCGCUACAAGAUCGUAGAGACGCUUAUCCAACACCAUGCCUGGUUUUUCAGCGAAGAGGUGGACAAGGAUGAGAAGACGCCAGUUGACACAGAGGACCUGCAGCCGGCCCCCAACAUCGACCACCUGCUCUCCAACAUCGGCAGAACAGGUCUGCUGGGGGAGGCCUCAGACUCAACCAACAGUGACUCAGUUAAAUCCAAGGGGUCGUGGGGGACGAAGCGGGAUCUCACUGCCAAGGACUUCCUGACCCUGUCCAUCAUGUCUGCAGUGACCGGACGCAAGCGCAGGAAAGGCCACAACGGCCGCCCCCUGGGGAGCAGCACGGACGAUGACUCUGAGCAUGAGCCAAUCAAAGCCAGUCACCUGGGGGAGGAGGGGAUAGAAGAGGCGGAAGUAGUAAGAGGAGAUAUAGCUCCUCGAGCAGUGGGAGAGGAGGAUGAGGAGGAGGAAGAGGAGGAAGAGGAGGAGGAGGAAGAUAGAGCGAGAGGGAAGGAGGAGGUAGAGAACGAGUCGGUGGCUCCCACCAUGCCUUGCGGUGAGAAGGUAGAGACAGGGCAGCCGGUGAUACUGCUCCCUGAGGAAGAGGAGGUGAGGGCAGGGGUCAAAGGUCGGCCCUGGGGGCCGGAGGACGCGCGCUCCAUCGUCUCCGGCUACUCCACCCUCUCCACCCUGGGGCGGAGCUUGGCGUCGGAGGGGCGUGGCGACGACGCCGACGAUGAGCAGAGCGAGCUCGUGAGUGAGACGGACAACGAGAGUGGCUUCGCGUCGCGCUCCCUCACCCAGGAGAGACCUGAGAAACACCCGCCGGCAGCCACCCAAUCACAGCCCCCCGCAGCUCCGCACAGCUUCCUGUACGCACACUGCAAACCCCCUGCGGUCGCCCCCCCGACCCAGCCCGUCACCCCCACACCCUCCACACACACUCAGAACCCGGGGGAGAGGAGCGAUGGAGGGGCGCGGUCCAGCACCCCCUCCUCCUCCUCUUUCUCCUCCUCCUCCACCACCCACAGGCUGCACCCCCGGCCCUCGUUCAACUCCCACAAGCUGAUCCAGUGUGACACGCUAGCCAGGAAAAAAAGCAAGGGGGAGAAGGCCAAGGCUCGCUCCCCGGACCUGUUCGAGCUGGCUGGGCCUUUGGCUGAGAGGGAGGGGGCUGGGACAGGAACGCCGGGGCCCCAGGGGGGGCCGAGUCAGUCCUCCAGAACCAACCCAUCCUCAGGUAGCAGUCAGGAGAGCCUGCGUCCAGUCCGGCCCAAGGCAGCCCUACCACCCAGCGAGGCUGCUUCCUUCACGCCCGGCGGCCAGGGCCUGUGCCAGGGACGGGGCUCCCUGGCAGACCAGGUGAGGGCGCGCCUCCUGGGCUCGGCCGACGACCUGCGCAGCGUGGGGCUCAGGAAGCCGCUCUCUCCAGAGACUCGCAGGAAGAGGAGGGCGUGGCGCAGACACACUGUGGUGGUCUCUCCCACAGAGACAGGUGAUAAGAGACACCCUCUGGCCACCAGCGAGUUCCCCCUGUCCCCUGCCACUCCUAACCAGGCCAAAGCGCAGGGCGCUCCUAGAGACCCCCAAGGACACGAGCUGGGGGAGCCUCUGGCCCUCGGCCAGGAGCCUGCAGCCGCACGCCGAGCCCCCGCCUCCAGAUUCCACCAGUACCUAUAGCAGGGAGGAACCAGAAGGCCUGGCCCAACCAUCCCCCUCUCACCUGAGCCUCCCUGGUCCCUGGCCUGAGGCUGGAGCUGCUGUCUCAGGUGGGGUGGGUCAGAGACCCUGGCUCCAGGUCGGGGGGCUGUCGACAAGAAGAGCCACGUUCAGGCACUGUGGGCCCUGUCACAGGACUGAGAACAGCCUCUGAUCUCGUGUCAAGACCCCUUUCUGUCUGAUCAGCUCCAUUUGCAUGGCAAUGGGCAUUCCAGUUAUGCCAAAGCUUCUUUUUUUUUCCUGUGUGUUUUAUAGAUAAUACAAUGGGUCACAUAGAGACACAGACAGACCUCAUCACAUAUGUUACAGUCAAGAGCUCUUACGUCAUGUUUUAAUGGAUACUCUGGUCUGGCCUGAUUUGGCUCAUUUCCUGUUAGACAGAGGAAGUGGGCUGUCCCAUCACUGUAUCCAGAGAGAGGCCUGUCAAACCAAACCUUCCUAGGGUUGCUUGUGACAGGCUCUAGACAGCUACAUGCUUCGUUUCCACGGUGAUGACUAGGCAUAAAACCACAUUGGGCUCAAAAAGACACACACUUUUGCAAUAUGCAAGAUUCUGAGAUAGUACAUCAUAAUUUAGAACGGCGAAAUGUAACAUCAUGUAAGUUUUGCGACAUCUCAGAGUUGUGUGAGGUGAUUUAGCAAAUCGUUGCAUAUUAUACAUACUGAUACACACACACACACACACAGUGGUCUGUAACUUGGCUCUCACUGUUAAUAUGUUCAUCUGUUUGUCUAGAUGUGCGUGUUUGUCUGACAAUGCCUGUGAUAGCGUCUGCGUGUGCUGGUGUUUAAACUAUUUUGUAACAUUUGUACAAAGCCUUGUUAAGUUAACCUUGUAAAUAUAUAUAUACAUAUAUAUAUAUUGCAUUAUUGUGUUUGUUUUUACUUUUUCAGUUUCUUUUUUAUGGUUUACAAAAGUGCACCCCAAAAGUGCACUAUCAUUUCUUUCAAGAGUACUUGAAAUGUUUCCCUUAAUAUAUGCUUUUUGUUUUAUAUACAGUAUAUAUUAUAUAUAUUUUUUGUAUGAAAAUACUAAGUACUUUUAUUGUGGUUCAGCCUCGCUGGUGUAACUGUUAAAAAGAAACAAGAUCAAACUUAAACACAACUACAAACCUGUUCCUUGUUUCCUCUUAGAAUUUCCCCUAUGACUAAUUUCUCUACUAUGCAGACAUCCAACAUCUCCCGCCACAAGGUGUAAAUCAAUAGCUCUCUUCUCCCUGUGGCCUCUAGAUGGCAUCCACCCUUUGGAGUAGGCCAUCUGCUCUACAUAGUAGCCUACCAUUCCACCUCGCUUGUAAACUACCCUGCUCCCCGAGGCAUUUCUUUGAUACCUUUCCAUGGUGUUAACCACGCUCACUUUGCCUUGUUUGAGAGCAAACAAGGUUUCAUGGUUGUGGUUCAUUUCUACAUAUGAAAAGCAGAUGUUUAUGAGAUUGGAUUGAAUGCCUGUUUUCACUGAUUAUUCUGUCCCUUUACAGAUCAAGGUAUUCAGUAAACUGGAAGACAAACAUAUGUUAUUUGCAAUUCUAAAUAUGCUAUACAGUUUCAGAAAAAGGCUAUUCUCUCUUCUAUUCCAUAUUGCUUGGUUUUUAAUAGAACAUAUAUACGUGUGUAUAUGAACAUGAACUUUUUCAAAUAACUUUUCUCACUCUAGAUGAGCUGUUCCAAUUGGACUACGCAUUGGUAGUCAACUUAACUUUCUGGAGGAAUAAUUUGGUUAAAUUUGUGAAGAGUAGAAACAGUGCUCUACAGCAUGUUAAGAAUAGUUGGCAGUGCCAUGUUGUUGUAUAAUACUUUUCUUAAGGAUAGAAUCAAAGGAAGAGGGGUAUUUCAGCCACAGAAAUAACACACAAAUCAAACUUAAAAGUUGGUUUCUGACUGUUAGGUACUUGGAAGUCUGAUCUCGUGUUGUGGUCAUGUGGUCAGGUUCCUUCAGCCCAUCAACAAGCCGAAACCAUUUCGCAGUUGAAAGGUUGCUUUUAUUUCUGCAUCGAUUUCUCCUCACCUAAAACAGUAGUUUGACCAAACCAUUUCAUUUAACUUCAUUGUAGUCUGAUUACCUCAAGUUUUACCUUACAAGUGCCUGAUUUCUGGAAUAUGUUUGUGUUCUGCCCUGCCAUGGUCAGUCUGCUCUCUCUAUCCUCCCUUAAACUCUCUCUGUUCCAGUUUCAAAGUCUCUCACUCAUUUCGUUGCUGUCCUAACAUCUAACCCAAAGAUGUGUAUAGUUCAUACAAGCAGACUUUGAGGGUCUAUUAAAAGCACACUCUUGCCAAGGACAUGUCUAUGCACUCUUUGCCUUUAAUAGGCAUUAACAACGAGUAACUGGUGCUGCGAGGAGAAAGAAAGCAUUGAUCUCUCACUUGCUUUUCUUACAAAGAGGUCUUCUCUUUUGCCUGCAGUGUUUUCUGUGAUUAUGGUACACCUAUGGAUCCCUCCUCAUAGGUAACAUUAGGCAACACCUGGAGAGGAGACAAUGGUACCAUUCAUCUGCAUCUGAUUACCUUUGAUGAACUGUUUGAACUGAAACUGUCAGUCUAAGUGAGAGACAAGGUUGAGCUGGAGCUAGCUGCCCAUGCCUUUAUCAAGAGGACAAAUACAUUAAGACUCAGACACCAAUUAAUGUAUCUUAGCUGUCCGAUUCUUGAAAUGUGACUUACCUGAUAUGUUUUGUUUUUAUGUCUAAUAAUCUAGUGUACAUAUUGUCUGUAUAUGUAACAUAUUGUAUUGUGUACAUUUUGAAUUGCUUUAAGUAAAGUAUCUAAUAAGAAAAUUGCCUUACUAAAGGUUAUUCAUCUAAGACUACUUUGUUUAAUGAGUCUGUGCUUGAAAGCAAAGUGAUAUGGUGUAAAUAAACAGAACCGUUUAAGAUGUUG